Penicillium egyptiacum is the source of this 738-nucleotide messenger RNA. The record is from the annotation of a GenBank genome assembly. NCBI's taxonomy places the organism in Eukaryota, Fungi, Ascomycota, Eurotiomycetes, Eurotiales, Aspergillaceae.
AUGAAAUCCGCAAUAGCGGCGAGUGCCAUUCAAAGGGGAGAUUGCCACCAGCUGCGCGCAUCUUUGAUUAAUGGAUCCAAAAUCGCAGACUGCAGCAACCGACUGGCCAUUAUUCCGUUGGAUAUUGCUGCCAAAAAGGGAUAUAAGGCGAUCAUAGAGCUAUUUAUAGCGAAUGGUUGCCCAAUGCGGUAUCACUGUUAUGACGCCUCAUACUGGGAGGAUGACAUCAAAGUCACGGACAUGAUGGCAGAAAGUGCCAAUUUCAGCGGCCUAGAUGCAUGGAUUGAUCACCUGGCAAAGGAAGGAGACAUGAUUCCGAAGAUUUUGAAGCGGGCUAUGACAAGAGCAGGGAGGUAUGGGCAUAUGAAUGUCAUGGAACUCGUCCAGGGGGAAUGUGAAGCCAUGUAUGGUAGCCCUGUGUGGCUUGCUCAUGCGCUUGAGUGGGCCAUUAGUUAUGGCUCUUUGGAUGCGAUUAAACUCCUUUUCCGUCGGAGUGGAGUGGAUACAACGACCCGAAAAAGCCCACCCGACAGGAUGCCGCUCUUAAAGGUUAUUUAUCGAUGUCCAAUUGGCAAGAGACCGGAUAUUGUUAGAUUCCUUCUUGAAAAUGGGGCAGAUCCAAAUGGGAACGACCCACCGAAGAAAAGCACACCCUUCGAAGUGGCCAUCAAGGCAAAGGAUUUUGAAUCUGCCUCUAUUCUAUUCAAGCACGGAGCAGUCGUCACUUCCAAAGAAUGA